This is a messenger RNA of Drosophila subpulchrella, 1272 nucleotides long. RefSeq lists its product as uncharacterized. The record is from RefSeq and is a predicted model, not a curated record. Bases 408 to 1202 code for a protein of 264 amino acids. The transcript has 2 exons. NCBI's taxonomy places the organism in Eukaryota, Metazoa, Arthropoda, Insecta, Diptera, Drosophilidae.
UUGAUUAUAUGUCGUUUGGUAAAUUUAAAGUUAUUUUUAGAAUUUUUAAAUCUAGUUAUAUAACCAUUAUUUAAUUUAAAUAUCACUCAUACGACAUGUAUUUCAGUAUUCGGUUUCCUCUUCCCUACUUCUUGAUAUCGGCCAAUUAGAGUAAAUAAUGUACAAAGUAUCUAAAUUUUAAACAAGGAAAAAUAAUAUAUUUGAUCAACGGCAACAGUGCACAUGAGUGAAAAAAUUUGAAGCCAAAGCUGAAACCCUAAAUACAAUUGCAUAACACAAGUUGGCAUUUAAUUGACAGUCUUAUUUGAAAAUAUAGUUAUCAAUAGAAGUUUCCGAAAUCUCUCCCUAUUGAAACAUAUAUAACUUAUGUGUAAUAUAAUUUUAAAGAAACUUUUCCGAAGCUGAACAUGGAAUUGAAACCUGCGGUUAUCCUAAUUGUCCUUUUGGUCGCGGGACUUUCAAAAGGCUAUAAGAUGGCUCAGUCCUCCAAUGAGAUGGUGGGCUUGAUCUCGGAUCAUCAGGGUGACGGAGACAAUUGUCCUUCGUCAUCCUCGGAAGGUGCCAAGUGCGGCAUCAAAAUGGACGGCAAAACGAAAAUAAAAGCCUCCAACAUUGCCCAGAAAGCGGCCAAGGAGGCCAAGGACGCAUCCGAUGCCCAGAUGGAGGCGGGCGAGGCGGCAGCUCGUCAGGUGAAGCAGCAAUUGGCCGACAAGGCACAGGCCGCUGCCAAGGCGGCAGAAGCGGCUCUGGCCGGGAAGCAGCAGAUCGUGGAGCAACUAGAGUCCGAGGUGAAGGAGGGAGAGCUGGUGGUGCAGGAGGAGAGCACUCUCUUGCAGACCACCCAGACCACCUGCGCCGCCGCAGGACAGGCUUCCAAACAGGCGGCGGAGCAACUGAAGACCAUCACGCAGGCGGUGAAGAAUGCCCAGGACAACGUGGUCAAUUCGGAGCAUGUGGCGAAUGGAGCCCAACAGGAGCUGGGUGAGAAGCAGCAGCUCGUGGACGCGGCGAAAAAGCGGGUGGAGCUACUACUCCGACAAUUGGAGGUGGCUAGGGCGGAUUUCAAGAACACCAAGAAUGCCGCCGAGAAGGCAGCCUGUGCCGCCCAGGAGGCCAGGCAAAGGGCCACUCGGGAGCGCCGCAGGGCGGAACUGAGGCACCGACUGCGCAUCAAGAGGGGACGCACCCACUUGGAUCAUUAAUUUUUAUAUUUUCUAUUUUACUUUUAUUUUUCAUUUAUAAAAAGGAUGUUAUGUAACGAUGAACACAUCC